Molecule: messenger RNA, 2570 nt
Organism: Centropristis striata (black sea bass)
Lineage: Eukaryota; Metazoa; Chordata; Actinopteri; Perciformes; Serranidae
Gene: tcea3
Product: transcription elongation factor A (SII), 3
Exons: 17
Coding region: 376-2160 (594 amino acids)
Biological process (GO): DNA-templated transcription; transcription elongation by RNA polymerase II
Cellular component (GO): nucleus
Molecular function (GO): nucleic acid binding; zinc ion binding
Source: RefSeq, a predicted model, not a curated record
CCGCAGGUGGCGCGCUGUCCUGCCACCUCGUGCUGUGCAGAAGGCCCGCGAAUGUCUCUUCUCAUUGUGAUUUCUUGCUGAUUUACGCUAACUUUGAUUUCUAAUGACUCGGUGUGUUUGUAGAGUGUGCACAUUUGUAACACGAGCCCGCGUGCACUGUAACAAAUGAUCGACAGGUGUUGGCGGGUUUGCACACAUUUGGCUCGCGGGACGGUCAGCUCUCAGAGUGUGCAGCGCUGUGUGGGAUUAGUUUCCUUAACUUAACGCAACUUUUUUUUGCAUUGUUUUUGCUGGUUUUCGUGCUGUACAGUGAGUCACGCAACAGAAAGUAAACAACGCUGCCUGUGGACAAGGUCGCGCGCGCCUGAGGGCGCCAUGGACCUGCUGAGGGAACUGAAAAGUUUCAAUAUGACACUCAAACUUCUCCAAGAAACGAGGAUCGGCAUGUCUGUGAACGGUAUCAGGAAGCACUGCACAGACGAGGAAGUCAUUGCCUUGGCAAAAGUCCUCAUUAAAGACUGGAAAAGACUUCUGGACUCUGAGAAAGCUUCAGAAAUGAAGAACGGUUUGGACUCCAGCAAACCAGCAGUGUCUCCAAACAGCCCCCCCUCUGAGACUCAGAGCAGUCACAGGAGACUGGAUGUCAACCCCAAACACGACUCAGAUCCUGACAAAAAACACCCCGAUAGAAACAAAAAAGAAAAACAUUAUGACGAACACAAAAACAAAAAGAUCCACGCAGACGACCCCAUGGAUGAAAAGCACCUGGAAGAGCCCCAAAAUGAGAAACAUCCCCAAGAAAUCAGAAAAGACAAGCAUUCACAAGAACUGAAAAAACAAACACAUGCAGAGGACGUCCAAGUGGAAAUUGAUAACAAGAAACAGAAGCAUGAAGAAGACCUGCAGAGUGACAAACACAAGCCAGAACCACGGAAGGAAAGAGCGCCAUGGGAACCAAAGAAGAUGAGACACACUGACGAAGUUGAAAAGGAAAAACAGCCAGAGGAGCUAAAGAAGCACAGCUAUGAUGACAUGAAGAAGGACAAACACAGAGAAGAAAGCAGACACGAGAGGCCGAUGUACUCGCCGCAUCGAGAGAAACCUGAACCCCAGAGAGAGAAACCUGCUGAUGUUCACAAACCAAUAUUUGAAAGGAAGGAGUCAUCAGACUCUAAACCUGCACCACAGAAGAAGACGUCAGAUCAUGUGAAGAAAGACAGGAAAGAGUCAUCAGAAAGCAAAGUGCAUAAAAAACACUCAGAUGAAGCCAAGAGAGAAAGGAAAGAUUCAUCUGACUCAAAACCCCCACCUCCCAAAAAGCCCAGUUUGGAUGUCAAAAAGGAAAAGCACAGGAAGGACUCCUGCGACUCGAAGCCUGCCCAGCCUGUGAAACGUCAAUCAACUGACUCCAAGCCUGACAGACGGGAAUCCAUUGAUUCAAAGAAAAGCAGCUCACCACCAGCAAAGAAGCUAACAGAUGAAAGAAGAGAGUCUCAUGGCUCCAAGACUUCUCAGCCUGGACCUCCACAGAGGAAGCCCUCUACCGACAGCAUGGAAAGGAAGGGCAAAACCGAUGCCCCUAAAACUCCCACCACCCCGACCAGCCCCAUGUCACCCGGCUUCAGCUCUCCCGGGGGUCCGCUGCCCCCUCACCUCGCUACCGGAGAGACCGUCAGAGACAAAUGCAUUGAGAUGCUGGCAGCUGCCCUGCGCACAGACAAUGACUACAAGGAUUUUGGAACUAACUGUGACAUCAUGGCUGCAGAGAUCGAACAUCAUAUCUACCAGGAGAUAAAGGCCACAGAUAUGAAAUAUAAAAACAGAGUCCGGAGCCGCAUCAGCAACCUGAAGGACCCGAAGAACCCUGGGCUUCGCAGAAACGUCCUCGCAGGAAGCAUCGACCUGGGCCGCAUCGCCAGCAUGUCUGCUGAGGAGAUGGCCAGCGACGAGCUGAAGCAGCUGAGGAACGUUCUCACCCAGGAGGCCAUCAGGGAGCAUCAAAUGGCCAAAACUGGCGGCACCAGCACUGACCUGCUGCAGUGCGGCAAGUGCAAGAAGAGGAACUGCACCUACAACCAGGUGCAGACACGCAGUGCUGAUGAGCCAAUGACCACAUUUGUUCUGUGUAAUGAGUGUGGUAACCGCUGGAAGUUCUGCUGAUGCCUUCCAGAUGAAACUACAUUUGAUUCUGAGCAUAUUGAACUGCAUCAUUUUCUAUAAUGGGAGGGGAGGGAGUUUAUAAAUUAUUGCAGCUAGUGAUUUAAACAGAUACGUGUUUUUACGAUUUUUACUUGAAUUUUUUUGCGAUUUGUAAGCAUGUGCUAAUAAUCAGGGUUUGCUUUAUGUGGAAUUAAAGACUGAGCAUGAAAUGUUAGUUUGAUGACUGUAAACACGUUGAUACUGAUCAUGGUGCUGUCCUGAUGGAAAGACCAGUCAAUAUGAUACAUCAUACUACAGCUUUUCACUUUGUAUAUAACUAAUAAUCCAAUUAAAACUGCAUAAAUAAUCAGUAUUCUGGCUUUUCAAACUCACAUUUAAUAAAAAAAAAACUGACAAUGAGUCUUACUCAG